This is a messenger RNA of Sus scrofa (pig), 7609 nucleotides long. The record is from RefSeq and is a predicted model, not a curated record. Lineage: Eukaryota; Metazoa; Chordata; Mammalia; Artiodactyla; Suidae.
UAAAGGAAAAAUUUUUAAGAUCAGCUGUUAAAACAGCACUUAAAUGAAAAGUACAAGCAGCAGUGGUUUAGAAUCCAAAGGUUCACCUGCCCGUUCAGGCACCAGUGUUUCUUAUGAUGGAGGCAGCAAGGUGGGCUGCUUAGUUCUACAUGAUGGCCCCUAGGGGGCGCCCAAGAGCAAAGGCCCCUUGGAUCCCUAGACGGCUCCUGUGACCCGCCUGUGGAGCCCCCACUGCCUUCCCCAGCUGUGUGGGGAUUUAGAGAGGCUACCUGUAGCAGAACUUUCUAUUCAAACAACAACAGCUCCACAGGGUUCAAUUGUUUUCAACAGAUCGUGUCCACAUCCAUAAAAUUAUCAACAGUAAACGAUCCAUUCAUUUUUUUCACUCAACAGAUACGUGGCAACUGCCUCUGUUCGCUGGGCACUGAGAUCCACAUUUGCAAUAAAUGAUGGUCAAGACGGGUUUGGGUUAAAAGCAGAAUAAAUGGUUCAUAACAGCGGACACGAAUAAAGGGAGAGGAGUUCCCUGGUGGCCUAGUGGCUAAGGAGUCAGCAUUAUCACCGCUGCGGCUCAGGUUCAGUCUCUGGCCCAGGAACUUCCAAACACCAUGGGCGCAGCCAAAAAAAAAAAAAAAAAAAAGAAUAAAAGGAAAAAACUUCUCACCAGAAGCCCUGUUUUUCAGGGUGGGACAUGUGGCCAGGGGUGCAGAAAACAAACUUCCCUUCUUUUAAGGAAAAAGGAAACAACAUUAAUUGGGCAUCUGCUAUGGGUCUGGCUAAGUGCUUGGUAUAUAUGACGGGAUAACAUUUUAACUAUUCAUUUGUGCUUAUCUGUGAGUGUCCUGGACAGGAAAAGGACCUCAGAGAGGAACAGCGGUGCGGGGACGGGGGAUGUCCUCAGUCCCUGAGGGGCUCAGCCGUGGCGCGGUUUGCAGACCUGCAAGAACCCAGGAAAGAGGAGGAGAGUGGGGCUCACGGAAGCAAUGACCAGCAGACCAGGAGCAGCCUCUGCCAGAGGAGGGGCGCCUUUCCACCCGCUGACCUGUCCUGCGUCGCAGCCAUGCCAGCCUUGGGGCUGCGACUGUCCCUCCGCGCAGCAGGGAUCCUUCAGCUCCUCUCAGUGACAAGCAGCAUCUGCCUGGCUUCUGCCCUGCAGCUGACCAGCGAGGGCAAGACCUUCUGGAGGGUGGAGCAGGAGCUGCGCUGGUCUGAGGCCCUGGACUACUGCCGGCAGCACCACACAGACCUGGCCGACCUGCAGAGCAUGAACAGCUGGAGCAGCAUCAAGGCCCUCUACUCCCUCACCAGCAGCACCGGGGCCUGGAUCGGCCUCUUCUUCGAUGUGCAGACUCGUGGCCCGAGAUGGUCCAGCGGCUCCAUCUUCAGCAUCCCGGUGUGGACCUCGAUGCCGUCCUUGGAGGAGGGGCUCUGUGUCACUCUGUAUUCCAUAACCCUUCUCGUCAGUCUGGGGGCCGCCUCGUGCACAGCUCAGAAGCCCUUCAUCUGCUACUACGACCCUGCCGUGGGGCUUGGCACCGUCCUGCAGCCAGCUGUCAGCCUGACCACCUCUGGGAAGCCAGUUGAGGUCCAGAUUGGCAGACUGACCUUCAAGCGAUUUGACCAAGACAGGACGUGGCUGGCGGCCUUGCAGUAUUGCCGCAGAUACUACACAGACCUGGCUGACCUGCAGUCGGUCACUGACAAGGCAGACAAGGAGGCCCUGAAAUCCAUCGCGAGUAAGACCGAGGCCUGGAUCGGCCUCUACUUCAACGCGGCCUCUGGGUCUCUGAGAUGGUCCAGCGAUGCAGGUACCAGCAUCCCUGCCUGGCUGAAGGUGCCCCAGUUCGGGCCAGGCCUGUGUGCAGGGCUCGCCAGCUACUGGAGCUUCUUCCCCAGAGUCUCUUCAGUGGACUGUUCAUCCCUGAAACCCUUCAUCUGCUUCAACGACCCCACCGUGGGACACCGGGUGUCAGCAGCCCUCCCUGAGCUCUUCUACACGCCGUCUCAGCAGGGACCGCAGGGACGACGCCCAGGCCAAGUACCCUCCCCUGUUUGCUGCUCUGUUCUGGGUGCUUUGACCUGUUCUCGGCUGCAUCCUGGGGUCUCCAGAGCCUGGGAGUGAAGGGUGAUAUGCAUGCAGCCUUUUGGGGUGGGCCCUGUGGGAGCCUCUCCAAAGUACCCCCUAUGGAGAGAGAUGUCGCUGGACCCCCCACCCCGCUAGGCUAGCUGGGGCUCAGAGGAGGAAGACCUGGUCACCAUCACUCUCCUUCCCUGAUCUGGGCCACUGAACCUACAGCUCCUGGGCCAGGGGACCCAGGAGAGGCUGUGCCGUCUCUCAGGUGAGGGGAUGAGGGCCUGGCCUGGGAGGCAGAGGGGAAGAUGCUGAGCGGUUUCCUAACGAAGACCCGACAGAGAGGCCUCGGAGGUUCAGCAUCCAGAAAGGGAUGUGCAUGGGCUGUCAAAAUGCUUCCGAUUUGGGACUUUUCUGGGAGGAGAGAGGAUGAGAUAAGUUGCUGGGACUAUGGGACAUGGCUGGGAAUGACAGGGGUAAGUGUUGCUUGAGCAUUUUUAAAUUCCGAACAUCUUCACAGCUCUUACCUCAUUGUGCUUCCCAAGAGCUCUGCAGUUAAUUAGGACAAUUAAGGGCGAAGGGACAGUUCUCCUGGCUUCUUUACUGAUUCCUACAUCAGACAAAGGUAUUCCUGCCUUUUUGGAGGACGCAGAGAAGUUAGGGGACUUGCUCACAGUCGCACAGAGCUUCAUUAACUCCAGGCACUCAAGGAAAGGUGGGGCCUGUUCUGAAGGCGCUGACAGCCAGCUGGGAAGAGGGGUCCUGACAGGCAUGAUGGGCCACUAAAAAGGGGAUUGUCCCAGUUCUUGUAAUUGUCAGAGGGUUUCCUGGAGGAGGUGAUUUCCAACGAUAAGGUGGAGUCAGCCUGCCAAGGGGCGUGGAGACGGGUGGGGUUGCAGGUAGGAGUUGCAGGUGGGUUGGGGCCGGCGCUGUAGGGGUGUGGGGGGCUGUGAGCUGCUAAGGAGGCCACCACUUCGGUGGAGAAGCCUGUCUUCUGCUUCCCAUCAAGGUCUCACCUGGCCUGCUGGCCACCCAGGCCGUACCGGGGUUCAGGAGGCCCUCCCUGAGCUGCGUGUGCGGGCAAGGGGCUGCAGGGCCCGGGAGUUCUGCGCGUUGCGGUCCCUCCCCGGCCAAGUCUUCUCUUUGCCGUAGGGACCAGCGCCGGCUCCGCCGGCACCACGGCUACGGAGGGGCGGCUUGCGCAGCGACUUAGUCCCGAGCCGCCUGAGCUCUGCUCGGCCACUCCCGGCCCCCGCGCUUCCGUCUUCGCGGGCUCCGCGGCGCCCCAGCCUCAAGGGACAGCGGCACCAAGCCCUCCUGCCCACGCGAUGCUCGAGUACUCCCCCGCCCCCGACCGAGGGCCCUGGACCCCGCCGGUCGCCACCCAGAGCGCAUCCAUCCGCCCUGCGCCCCCUGCCUCCUUGCUGACUCCUGCAGGGUCAGCGCCCCCGGGGAGACCCCCUGUCCUCCAGGAAGUGAUCGGGAGCCCUCUGACCUUCAUUUCGAGCCCUGCUCCGAGCCCCGCGCCCCCGGAGGACCCCGUUACCCAGGGCGGGCCUGGGACGCCGUUGGAGGCCUCGCUCAGCUCCACCCUGUGGGCCUCAGCUCACCGAGGGGUGGCGACGCCGCCUGGGUCCGCCACGUCCAGCCAGUCCCGCAGCGCCGAGCCUCCGGGGUCCGAAGAAAACACCUUGGAGCCUUCCGGCUCGGGGAGCUCCGCUGGACCCCAAAGAGCAGUCACGCACUCCGAGUGGGCAGCUCCGAGCCAGGCCGCACACCUGGAGACCCCCGGGAGCCGGCUGGGGCCUGAAACAGCUGUGACCAGUGAAAAGAGUGGCACCUAUACGAGAGAUACAGCUACUGCCACUCAGGCCCAACAUUUGAGCUCAUCUCAUCAACCAGAUUCUAAAGAAGAAACUCCAGCACCCAAACCAGCACAACUCUUUGGAAUCCUGAAAGCAGAUUUCAUUAUCCCUGUUCUGAUGGACCCAGAAGACAUGAAAGACCAGUUUUUGAAUGAGAUCCAAGAGGCCUUAAAGCUUACACUGGGUCAGGAGAAAUUCAGAUUGAAGUGGGUCGGCUUCGAAGAAAACAAAAAAUAGCUCACGUCUGCUAACCUGGCGUCUCGUCAUACGCUUUUCUCUGGAUUCUGAGUGAAUUUUAGUUGUUAAAUUCCUAGUAAAACAGAAGUAGGAAGAACUGAUAGGUGAAGAAACUAACUGGUGGAAUUUCAGACCUCUAUUGAGCGUGUAAAAAAACUACUACCUCUGGGGGACCUGCACCUUGGGGUUUUCUAGCAUGAAAUAGGUAAGCAGAAGGUGGAGGUAUGUGGGAACAAUAACCUUGAGAAUGACUAGCAAACAGGAACAAAAUAUCCCAACCAAACAACUCCAUUAAUCUAUUGGGGAAUUAAGAGAGGACGGCGCGGGUGUGGGAAGCUAAGUGGGGCCGGACUUCCAAUAAAAAGGAGGGCACUUUCUUCCCAGUUACGAGCUAGAAAAGAGAUUUCAAAUUCUGCAGAACGAGGAGCUCUCUAAAAGUGUUAUUACAAUACAUGUUAGCGCUAGCUCCCUGUCCUACAUCUGCAUACUUUUAACCUCUAAGUUGGGAAGUUCUAAGACAGCACGUUGUUCUGAAUGUUAAAAUAUACCUUCAGGAUAAUGUUCCUGCACACAUUCUGCUUCUCGUUUUUCUCCAAGCGUCUCCUAAGCACCCAGAAAACAGGCAGAAGUAAGAGAGUAAUAUGUCAAAUACAGUAGCAACUUUAGUCUGAAAUGUUUAAAGUUAAAGUUUAUUUGUAUUCUUUGUAGGAAUAUCAAUAAAAGACCUCAAACGUAUCUAUAUCUGUACAUGUACAAGAACCGUCAAAAAUUAUUCACAGAACAAAAAUAAAUCUUCUCUUAGAACAAACCCAGGUAAUGAAAUGCAGAUACGGAGCUCACAUAUGGAACGAUCUAAGUGCUACUAGCACAAAAAUAUGGCUUUAAAAAUAAAAUAAAAUCUUGGGUUUUGUUUUUCUAACGUGUAUUUUUCUCUGUCUUGAAAUAAAAAAUAAAUUAUUUAGAGCUAUCAUUGUAAAAUAGUCCUGUGUAUUAACACACUCUUAUUAAGGCCCUGGAGAUGAAAAACAAAAUCAAAUUUAGAAGGUAGGUUCCUCACAGGCGAGAUUCAGGUUAAUGCUCUGCUGUCUGCUUGAGUUAAUUUUAAUGUGACUAGGAGAUGUCUAAGCACCAAUCAAAAUUUAAACUUUACUAUUUAUUUUAAAUUUUCUGCAGGAGAGUGGUCACUGAGUCAAUUAGUACUUAACCUUCUGGGGAACUGGGAACCGAACAUUUUCCCUUGGGGGCUAAGGAGUGACAUAAAUACGGUACUUAUUCUUAAAUAUUUGUACCCCCACACAGACGAUCGAGGCUCCUAAUACACAGUUCGGUGGAAAUCUCUCUACAGAUAAAUCCGGUUUUAAGUCUCAAACUAAAACAUUUCCUAGGGAAGAACGAGGGCAUUGAAAAACAUAAGAACUGAGCUGGAAAUUAAAAUACAUGCUGAAAUAUGGGCAGAAGUGACCAUUUGGCUUUCUUUGGGUGACUCACUGCCAACCCCCUAUGGGUUGGUUACUCCAACACUCCAGGAGUAACUGAUCAGGAAUGAAAGCUACUUCUUUCUGGAUCCUACUCUCAGAUCAGUGAUACUCAACUUCCUAUGACUCCCCAGAGUAUCCAUAAUGCUAUCUAGGAUUCUUGAGACAAUGUCAAACCAAAUCGAUUUCAAGUCACUUUAACUUAUAUAUACACAUAACACAUAUGGUACAUUUUAACGAGGAAAGAACCACUGUCAUAAAAUCUAACAAAUGAGAGCAUAAAAAUCUAAAAAACUUGAGGAAGUCUGGGACUCGCUGCUCUAUAAGAUGGACUGACUUUCAGAAAAAGGAAGCCUGGGAAUCACGUGUUCUGUGGGGGUGCACACACGUUGUCUACAGAGACUUUUUCAUCUAGCUGUGCAUUUUGAGAGCAGGCAAAGGAUAGAAAUCCUCCUGUCUCCUUGAACCUUUGGGCUAUGGAGAAGGCUGCUGGGCAUUAGGCCCCUGCUGGAUCAUGUCUCUUCCUCAGGUUCUUUCCCUCUGCAUAAGAUAUUUAUUUUUCCUCAUGCAAAUUUCAUCACUUUUGUCCUUCCUAAACUCAAGAGCAUUCAUAACUGGGUCAUGACAAGAGAAUGCUUCUAGAACUAAUUACAAUCAUUCGAACACGAAAAGAGAUUCUAUUUAAAAAUUCAACACCCCAACAUAUCUCGCUUUUUAAAACCAGCAAGAUAGGUCCUUUUAAUUGACAUACUGCUAAAAACCAAAGUGUCCCACAUUCUUGGCCCUCAGGUAGGGGGCGGGAAGGCAACUAUUUACUGUUGAAGCAAGCAGGAGAUUUUACUACUAGAUUUGAAAAAGGGAAAAGGAAUGGAGAGGAAAUCCCUUUUGGUUUUCCACAAUCUGCAGAAGGUGUAGCUGAAAACACAGGGAUGGUGUGGGCGUGGGCUCCAGUCACAAGUCUGAUCUGGUGUCAACUCUAGUCUGAGUCCCUUGAGCCUUAAUAAUCCAAAGAGGGCUCCUCCCCCAAGUUCUGUCCCAUAACCAGCCUUCUCAGAAACUGCAAACUGGAGACAACUAGAACUAAACCUAGAUGGAAGGCAGAGCAAAUGUAAUCGAGCUCACUUGACGGAAAGGGUCUUGCUCAGGGGUCAAACCCCUGCUGCAGCAGUAACCAGAGCCACAGCAGUGACAACGCCAGAUCCUCAAUGCGCUGAGCCACCAGGAAAUGCCCAAGAAGCUUUACUUUUAACAUCACGGCAUAACAGCAGUCAUAGGCUGGAAAUCCUACUUCUUUAGCUGUCCAACACCAUCCCAAGCAAAGGGAGAAGCCGACCAGAGAAAGCUAAUUCUGACCAACUCAAUCCUGAGUGAAAACGGCAACAAGUUCUAGCAGCAUGAUGACCUCAUUCUACCACGCUCCCCUUUACCACCUGCCCUGGACCCUAGCACUACCUUGGUGAUAGUCUUUGUCACGUCACCUAGUUAUAAUCUCCACUCUGUCAUGGCUUGUAGUGCGGAGACUCAGGGAAUAUGAUGGAUGACCUGAUGGAAAUGUAACUCCUUUUUGCUGCUUCGGCUCAGAAAGCUUAUUGCUCCAGAGAUAACAGAAGAGAAACAUCAAGCUCUUUUCCUACAUCCUACCAACAUUGUCCUUGUUGAUGCCAAGUCUGGUUGUCAGCUAGACAAGCACUUUGCAAGCAAGCAUGUCACCUGAAUUUCAAAUUCCAUCCAGCCUUCAUCUAGGCCGCACCCUACCAUGAGAUGACAUGUUGGGUGCUAGAAGGACUACAAGAUGUGACUUUCUUAAUCCACCUGCUUCUCUUCAACCAUGCACCUCCUCCUAGCCAAACAGAGGCAUGUACUUAAUUUGGGCUGAAGAAAAGCCAAUUAAGCAAUACCGCCAGAAAAAUUAUCAGCUGUGCUGCCCUCUUCCCUGCCAAAAAAAAAAAAAAAAAAAAAAA